Gongylonema pulchrum is the source of this 267-nucleotide messenger RNA. The record is from the annotation of a GenBank genome assembly. NCBI's taxonomy places the organism in Eukaryota, Metazoa, Nematoda, Chromadorea, Rhabditida, Gongylonematidae.
AUGGCAACAACCUGGGAAGAGUAUAUCAGUGCUGCUCCCGGUCUUGCUCCACCGUUGGGACGUGCACAGAUUGUUAAGCAAAGUACAAAGAAUUUCAAGGCUCUUAUUGCCAUGGCAGAAGAUUUUCCAAUCGAUGUUGACGUACUAUUGGAUAUUCUUGAAAUUGUUGCGCCAUUUAAACAUCUGGAUAAACUUCGACGUUUUUGCGAAGUACGGCUUCCACCCGGUUUUCCAGUUCGGAUCGGUAAAUUUUUUCUUUAUUUGUGA